Dovyalis caffra is the source of this 378-nucleotide messenger RNA. The record is from the annotation of a GenBank genome assembly. NCBI's taxonomy places the organism in Eukaryota, Viridiplantae, Streptophyta, Magnoliopsida, Malpighiales, Salicaceae.
AUGUGUCUUGAAAUGCAGAGCCCCACUUUUAUGGCAUUUUUCAUUGCUGUUGGAGAAGAGCAAGAGAAGGCAACAAAAGAGGCCAGGAAACUACUAAAAGUCGUAGAAGAACAAGGCCUUGGUGACAAGAAGUUCUUUGGUGGCGAUGAAAUUGGAUUGGUAGACUUGGCCUUUGGAUGGCUUGCUGGCUGGCUUGGAGUCAUUGAAGAAACAGUUGGUGUAAAAGUAUUGGAUGCAGAUGUGCUCCCACGCUUGCACACUUGGACUCAGAAUUUCAAGGAUCAUCCUGUGAUCAAGGAUAACCUUCCUGAUCACAAUGAGAUGUUGGCUUAUUACAAGCAGAAACUGGAAAUGUUUACUGCUUCAAAGACAGCUUGA